AUGUCUCCUGCGGCCAUCAUUCACGAGCAGCAGCAGCAGCAGCAGCAGCAGGAGGUGGUGUUGAAGGAUGGUUGUCGAUACGAUGGUUCUUCAAGCCCUCCAACCUCCACCAGACGGCCCCUCAGUUUUAAGAGAACGACGAAGCAUUCCCGAGCCUGCAAAUGUUUUGGCUUCCUCCAGGCCAGUGAUGAUGAAUCCUGGAGCACAGUCAAUCACUCUCCUGUCCAGGGUCGUCGACACGUCCAUCGCCCCCCGUCACCCUCCAGCAGAAGACGCAUGAAACAAAAUGUUCCCGGUACGCCGAAUGAGGUUCCCCGGGACGACAUAUAUAGCUCCCCGGUACGACCUAUGAUGCUCCCUGUACGACCUAUGAUACUCCUGGUACGACCUAUGAUGCUCGCGGUACGACCUAUGAUGCUCCCUGUACGAUCUAUGAUACUCCCGUGCCUCCUGCCCGUACCUUCACCUGUGCCUCCCUACCCGUGCUUCCUGCCCGUACCUUCCACCCAGUGCCUCCCCAACCUGUGCCUCCUGUCGCACCUUCACCCGUGCCUACCACCCGUGCCUCCUGCUCGUACCUUCACCCGUGCCUCCCACCGUGCCCUCCUGUCUGCACCUUCACCCGUGCCUCCCGUCUGUCACCUUCUACCGUGCCUCCCACCCGUGCUUCCUGCCCGUACCUUCCAACCGUGCCUCCACCUGCUCCUGUCGACCUUCACCCGUGCCCACACUGCUUCCUGCCUGCACUCCACUCCGUGCCUCCCACCCGUGCUUCCCGCUGCACCUUCUACCGUGCCUCCUACCCGUGCUUCCCGCCUGCACCUUCUAAUCCGCCUCCACCCGUGCCUCCUGCCUCACCUUCAAUUGCCCACUAACCGUGCUCCUCCUGCCCUACCUGUGCCUCCCACCCGUGCCUCCCGUCUGCACCUUCACCAGGCUCCCACCCGUGCCUCCGCGCACCUUCACCGUGCCUCCCACCCGUGCCUCCUGUCAUACCUUCUACCCGUGCCUACUACCCGUGCCUCCUGCCUGCACCUUCCACCCCAGGCUCCCACUCCGUGCCUCCUGCCGUACCUUCACCCGUGCCUCCUGUUCGCACUUCCCAAUCUGUGCCUCCCACCCGUGCCUCCUGCUCGUGCACCUUCUACCCGUGCCCACACCCGUGCUUCCUGCCCGUACCUUCCUACCCGUGCCUCCCACCCGUGCUUCCUGCCCGUACCCUUCACCUGCCUGCUCCCAACUGUGCCUCCUGUUCGACCUCUAAUCUCGUGCCUCCCACCUGUCCCGCCUCCUACCCGUGCCUCCUGCUGUACCUUCACCCUGCCUACUACCGUGCUUCCUGCCUGCACCUUCUACCUGUCCCUCCUCCCCCGUGCCUCCCGUCUGCACCUUCCUACCCGUGCCUACCACCUGUGCCUCCUGCCUGUUCCUUCACCCGUGCCUCCCACCCGUGCUUCCUGCACCUUCUACUCCGUGCCUCCCACCCGUGCCCACACUCCCGUGCCUCCUGUCCGUACCUUCCACACCGUGCCUCCCACCCGUGCCUCCUGCUCACCUUCCACCCGUGCCUCCCACCCGUGCCUCCUGCCUUGUACCUUCUACCGUGUUUUAUCCGCGCUUGUGUGCCGCCACUGUGCUUGUAAGGGAGAGUCUGGUGAGAAUGCCUGGGUUGGCUGCCUAGGAUGUUUUUCUCACCCAGAGAUUGUUUCUGCCCAGAGACUGUUUCUCUCGCCCAAGACGCCCUGCCCAGGAGACCAGCCUCCUGCUCAGAGACUCUCCAGGAGAGUUCUCAUAGUGAGAUUGCCUGUCAGGGGAGAUUGUUCACCAGGAGACUGUUUUUCCAAGUGA
Molecule: messenger RNA, 1848 nt
Organism: Homarus americanus (American lobster)
Lineage: Eukaryota; Metazoa; Arthropoda; Malacostraca; Decapoda; Nephropidae
Product: leucine-rich repeat extensin-like protein 3
Exons: 6
Coding region: 1-1848 (615 amino acids)
Source: RefSeq, a predicted model, not a curated record